GAUACGUUUUACACAGUCUAUUUAGCGCCUUUAAGAAACGGUUAAAAGGAACAGCGGAGUUCUCCUUUGAUGGGAUUUGGUGCGAGUGAAAGCGAGGUAUUUUGAACGUAACUGUCAAUCACCGCGGUUAAGAACCGCCCAUUACUGGAUAGGGGUAUAUUUAGAGCUGGUGAGGGUGCACAUUACUGUCAUUCAAGCUCUGAUAGUCAGGAGGUAAGGAUGCCUGCGUCACAAACAGGCAACUUCUUUGAGAGAAAUAUCAACAUGCCCCCUGGAUAUCAGAUACCGUUUUUGGGAGGUCCAGCUGGGGUACAACAGCAACAAGCCCCUUAUCUUGCUGCGAUGGCUGGGGUACCUUUGACAUAUUCCGGACUACAGGGAUACAACUUCAUCCCCUAUCCACACCACAGAUACAUUGCGAACAUGAACAACUCUUUCGACCUGAAAGCUGUCUCUCCAUAUCAUCAAGCGCUUCUCGGCGGAGGAGGUCCAUUCUACCCGCAAUACCGACCAGGCGCAACCGAUGACCUGAUCAGGGUCGCCAAGGUGGCUACCCGGGAAAGCACCAGCGCGCUCAAGGCCUGGUUGAACGAGCAUCUUAAGAACCCGUAUCCCACGAAGGGUGAGAAGAUCAUGCUUGCUAUUGUAACAAAGAUGAGCCUCACGCAGGUGUCCACUUGGUUUGCCAACGCCAGGCGACGACUGAAGAAGGAUAAUAGGGUAAACUGGGUGUCCAAUGGGAAAUCUGACGAGGAGGGCGAGAGCGACGAAGAGGAGGGCGAGGGCUCUCUGCAGAAAACCCGUUUGGACGAAGAAGAUGAGAUAGAUCCUCCAACCGAAGAUGACAAUGAGGAUAUUGGACAUAGAGUAUCCAACUCAACGACAGAGCCGGUGGAUGAGCGCCUUGUGAAACAGUCAAACGACGACAAUAGAGCUGGUAGGCUCGCGGCGCACGCGGGAAAUGUGGUAAAGAAUGACACAGAAUCCAAAUCAUUUCCAGCUAAUCUGGAAAGUAAAGAUAACGUUGAGUGUCAAAACCCCAAAAUAUGGUCUUUGGCAGAAACCGCGACAUCGGAAACGGGGAAAAAGCCCCAGUACAGUGCUUGUCAUCCUGGCACACAAGUUGGCAAAUUCUGGGCAGAAUGGGCAUCAAGGAACGGACUGUACAUUCCCGUAUACCCUGCUCACGAUAUUCUAUAACAGAGCAUUUAUUAUUUAAAACAGUCGAGGACAAAUUUGUACAGCUUAUGCACUUUAAAAUACCAAAUUCCAUGGCGUGGGUCUACUUUUCGACGUUUAAACGUGGACUAAUUUGCUAUGAAAAUGCUGGGUAUAUGUUUGUUAGGCUACUUGUAAGACCAACAACUCUUACGGAACAUGUUAUGUGUACAUAUGUGUAUAUAUAUUUUCGAUGAACAAUCUGUAAAUUCUUAUUUCAUUUGUCUUAUCACAAAAAAAUAUUUUGGUAAAAAUAAAAUCGCUCAAAAUAUAAAAUAA
This is a messenger RNA of Oncorhynchus nerka (sockeye salmon), 1497 nucleotides long. Its product is annotated as iroquois-class homeodomain protein IRX-1-like. Bases 220 to 1200 code for a protein of 326 amino acids. Gene Ontology annotation, cellular component: nucleus. Gene Ontology annotation, molecular function: DNA-binding transcription factor activity, RNA polymerase II-specific; RNA polymerase II cis-regulatory region sequence-specific DNA binding. Gene Ontology annotation, biological process: regulation of transcription by RNA polymerase II; cell development; neuron differentiation. The record is from RefSeq and is a predicted model, not a curated record. Lineage: Eukaryota; Metazoa; Chordata; Actinopteri; Salmoniformes; Salmonidae. The transcript is spliced from 2 exons.